AUGUCGAUCAAAAAGCACCGCCCCGUGGACGAGGAAGACGUCGACACUCCGGCGGCGCCUCUCGCCAAGAAGGCCCGAGUCGCGGCCAAUGGCGAUGCUGCCAAUGGCGACGAGGCCGAGCGCAGGCAGCUGAAAAAGGAAAAGAAGGACAAGAAGAGGAAGGAAAAGAAGGAAAAGCGCGAGAAGGAGGGCAAAGAGGGCAAGGAGGGCAAGGACGACCAGGAGGCCAAGAAGGAGAAGAAAGACAAGAAGAAGGAGAAGAAGGAGAAGAAGCUGAAAGAGAAGGGGGAGGCAACCGAAGGGACCGCCGAGUCGACAACUGCGACCAACGGCGCCACCCCCUCGUCCGGCUCCUACACACAGACGGCUGCCCUGACGGCCGUGCCCGAAGCCGAUGUCCAGGCGUAUCUCAAGAAGGAGCAGGUCGCCGUGUACGACCCGCUCGUCAGCAAGACGGCGCCCGCCUCGGAGCGUCUGCGGCCCAUCCUCGAGUUUAGCCAGCUGCCCGCGACCGCCCUCACCAAGAAGGGCCCUUUUGCCGCCUACAAGAACCCCACGCCCAUCCAGGCCGCCUCGUGGCCCUACACGCUCGGCGGCCGCGACCUUGUCGGCAUCGCCGAGACCGGUUCCGGCAAGACCAUGGCGUUUGCGCUGCCCUGCGUGGAGGCGCUGCGCAGCCUGCCCAAGCCGGCGGCCGUCGAGGCCAAGAAGCUGCCGAACCGGUCCAAGCUCAACAACAAGUGGGACGCCCGCGGCAACCUGGCGCAGGCGCUCGCCGUGAUUGUGUCCCCGACGCGCGAGCUGGCCAUGCAGACGCACCAGGCCAUCGAGCCGCUGGCGGCGCUCGCGGGGCUGACGGCCGUCUGUCUGUACGGCGGUGCCAGCAAAGACGAGCAGCGCGUGCUGCUGCGCCAGGAGGGCGGCGUCGACAUUGUCGUGGCCACGCCGGGCCGUCUCAAGGACUUUAUCAACGACGAGGCCGUGUCGCUGGCGCACGUGCAGUUUGCCGUGCUCGACGAGGCGGACCGCAUGCUGGACACGGGUUUCGAGGAGGACAUCAAGUUUAUCCUGGGCCAGUGCCCCGAGCGGGCCGCGCGCCAGACGCUCAUGUUCACGGCGACGUGGCCGACGAGCGUGCGCGGCCUGGCCGACGGGUUUAUGAAGGACCCCAUCAAGAUCACGGUCGGCAGCCGGACGCGCGCGGGCGCGCUGGAUGGCGAGGACGGCGCCGAGGGCGGCGACGGCCCGCGCGACCGCAACAACACGGGCGCCGUGGAGCUGCAGGCGAACGCGCGCAUCACGCAGACCGUCGAGGUCAUAGACCAGCGCGAGAAGGAGCGCCGCUGCCUCAACAUCAUCAAGCAGGAGCAGCGCGGCAAGGCCAAGAACGACCGCAUCCUGGUCUUUUGCCUCUACAAGAAGGAAGCCGUGCGCGUCGAGAAUUUCCUGCAGGGCCAGGGCGUGCGCGUGUGCAGCAUCCACGGCGACCUGCGCCAGGAGCAGCGGACACGCAGCCUGGAGGCGUUCAAGGCCGGCACGACGCCCGUACUGGUGGCCACGGACGUGGCCGCCCGCGGUCUCGACAUCCCCGAGGUCAAGCUGGUCAUCAACGUGACGUUUCCGCUGACCAUUGAAGACUACGUGCACCGCAUUGGCCGGACAGGCCGCGCAGGCAAGGACGGCCGUGCCAUUACCUUUUUCACGGAGCACGACAAGACACACUCGGGCUCGCUGAUCAACGUGCUCAAGGGCGCCAACCAGGAGGUGCCGGAGGACCUGCUCAAGUUCGGCACGACGGUCAAGAAGAAGACGCACGGCACGUACGGCGCCUUCUUCAAGGACGUGGACAUGAGCCAAAAAGGCACAAAGAUCACGUUUGAUUAA
This is a messenger RNA of Sporothrix schenckii 1099-18, 1884 nucleotides long. RefSeq names its product ATP-dependent RNA helicase DBP3. Gene Ontology annotation, biological process: rRNA processing. The record is from RefSeq and is a predicted model, not a curated record. Gene Ontology annotation, molecular function: ATP binding; RNA binding; RNA helicase activity. Bases 1 to 1884 code for a protein of 627 amino acids. Gene Ontology annotation, cellular component: nucleolus. NCBI's taxonomy places the organism in Eukaryota, Fungi, Ascomycota, Sordariomycetes, Ophiostomatales, Ophiostomataceae. The transcript has a single exon.